AUGCAAUAUUUUGAGAGUAUGACAUGCCAUUUUGGGGAACAAAAGGGAAUAAUACUGAAUAAUAAGAAAUUAAUCGUGCUUAUUACUGGAGGGUCACAAGGUUUGGGGCUAGAACUUGUUAAGAUUCUACAGAGGAAAGGUUGUACUGUGAUAAUUAUUGAUAUAAUUAAACCAGCCAACGAUAUUUUAUCACAUAAAAAUAUCUUUUUUUAUAGUUGUGACAUAUCCAACUUGUUCCAAAUACAAAAAUUACACAUUAUAAUUAAACAUAGGCACGGUCCUGUUAUGAUUUUAAUAAAUAAUGCAGGUAUUCAAAAGUUAUCAAGUUUAAAAGAUAUGGAAAAUGAAGAUAUAGAUAAAAUUAUGAAAGUUAAUCUUUUUGGAACAUAUCUAAUUACUUCAACCUUUUUAAACGAUUUUUUAGUUCAAAGCCAAGGAAUGAUAAUAAAUGUUGCCUCCAUUUUAGGAUGUAUUUCUCCUGCAAGAUUAUCCACUUAUUGUGCUUCUAAAGGUGGCCAAAUUGCUUUUCACAAAUGUGUUACCAACUAUAUAAAAGAGGUCAAUAAACAAAAUAAUAUAAAAUUAACCACUUUGCUUGUUUGUACUGGAAGAAUAAAUACUUCGUUAUUCAAAGAUGUUAACACAUCAUCGCAUAUAUUGGCGCCAGAUAUUUGUCCAACAAAAUUAGCAAAACAAAUAAUCCAUAUUAUUGAAACCGGGGAUGCUAACAAUUUAAAAGGUCCUUAUUACACCAAUUUAAUUAGUGUAAUAAACAAUUUAAAUUGGCCAUACAGAAAAAUUAUUAAGAAUAUUAGUGGAAUGAACAAUUCAACGUUAAUUUAG
Arxiozyma heterogenica is the source of this 843-nucleotide messenger RNA. Its product is annotated as short-chain dehydrogenase/reductase. Lineage: Eukaryota; Fungi; Ascomycota; Saccharomycetes; Saccharomycetales; Saccharomycetaceae. The transcript has a single exon. Gene Ontology annotation, molecular function: oxidoreductase activity, acting on the CH-OH group of donors, NAD or NADP as acceptor. The record is from RefSeq and is a predicted model, not a curated record. Bases 1 to 843 code for a protein of 280 amino acids.